Toxotes jaculatrix (banded archerfish) is the source of this 1114-nucleotide messenger RNA. It is a transcript of the gene mogat3b, whose product is annotated as monoacylglycerol O-acyltransferase 3b. The transcript is spliced from 8 exons. Gene Ontology annotation, biological process: triglyceride biosynthetic process. The record is from RefSeq and is a predicted model, not a curated record. The coding region runs from base 134 to 1114 and encodes 326 amino acids. Gene Ontology annotation, cellular component: endoplasmic reticulum membrane. Gene Ontology annotation, molecular function: diacylglycerol O-acyltransferase activity. Lineage: Eukaryota; Metazoa; Chordata; Actinopteri; Toxotidae.
GGGGGAGUGGAUUUGUUAUCAGCAGCUUUACAUGAUCUGGUCAAAGUGCAUCCUGCAUGUCGAGGUUGCCUGAACUGGUGAAUCAGCAUCCAUUCAAAUUUACUUUGGAAUAAAGUCUAAUAAGGUUGCAGGAAUGACUAAAGAAAAAACUAAGUGGAAGGAGUUUUUAGAGGCAAUAAGUGUUCUGCAAUUGGUACUGAGCUUUCUCUUCUUAGGAGUGGCUUGUUAUAUCUUGAUCGUGUAUCUUAUGUUUACCUCGUUGUGGCCGCUCUCUGCUCUGUACUUCAUAUGGCUGGUGAUGGACUGGCACACUCCUGAAAGAGGGGGCAGGAGAUCAUUAUCUGUGAGGAAGUGGAGGGUAUGGGGGCACUUCAGAGACUUUUUUCCCAUCAAAUUGGUGAAGACAGCUGAGCUGAAUCCAAACAAAAACUACAUCUUCGGCUGUCAUCCACAUGGUAUCAUGAGCACCGGAGCCUUUGCCUGUUUCAGCACAGAGAGCUGUGGCUUCGCCGAGGCGUUUCCGGGGGUGAAACCCACCCUGGCGAUACUGGCCGGGCUCUUCAGGAUACCACUCUUUAGGGAUUACAUUAUGAAAGCAGGCCUUUGUCCGGUCAGUAGACCAAGCCUUGUCCACCUCCUUUCCAAAAACGGCAAGGGAAAUGCAGUGGUGAUUGUGAUAGGGGGAGCUGCUGAGUCUCUGGCAUCCGCUCCUGGAGUUAACACAGUGGUUGUGAAGCACAGAAAGGGAUUUGUCAGGUUGGCCCUUGAGUUUGGAGCUGAUCUGGUGCCUGUUUACUCAUUCGGGGAGAAUGAGCUCUUUAAGCAGGUGAUUUUCUCAGAGGGCAGUCUGAGUCGCAAGUUACAAGACCUGUUUAAAAACAUUAUGGGUUUCGCCCCGUGUCUGUUUGUUGGUGAGUGCUUGGCAUUCCUGCCCUACAGGACUCCAAUUACUACUGUUGUGGGAAGUCCCAUCUCAGUCCCACAACGAGUCACACCUACCGAGGAAGAGGUUGACCAUUAUCAUAGACUUUACAUGGAGGGCCUGUCCAAGUUAUUCCAUGAACACAAGGUCAGCUGUGGACUUCCUGAAAGUCACAAGCUUCGGAUCAUUUAG